GGUUAAAUGAGUGAGCGGUAUAAAGAGCGGAAGCAUAUUCUUCAAGAAACCUUCUUAUUUAAAAACAGCGCUCAUUCCUUCGGUCUCUUCACGCAGCCCUCACUCACUCAUCCAAGUCCAACCUUCUUCUUCUUCUUCUUCCUCUUUCUCUCGUCGCGUUUCCGCCAACUAGGGUUCCGGUUCCGAACCUCACCGUCAUCGUCAUCGUCAUCGACAACAACAACAACAAGCAAAAAUGCAUUCCAGUCACUUGCUUAUCGAAGAACCGAUUCGGAUGAUCUCAAUACUCGAGCCAUCCAAAUACAGCUUUUUUCCUGCAAUGACGAAGAUUGUUGGUACCCUGGGACCUAAAUCUCGUUCCGUCGAUGUUAUUUCUUCUUGCCUCAAAGCUGGAAUGUCUGUGGCUCGAUUUGAUUUCUCUUGGGGUGAUGCUGAAUAUCACCAGGAGACUUUGGAAAAUUUGAAGACUUCUAUCAAAUCUACUAAGAAGCUCUGUGCUGUUAUGUUGGACACAGUGGGUGCUGAAAUGCAGGUUGUUAACAAAAAGGAGACGGCAAUUUCGCUCCAGGCUGAUAAUCAGGUUGUUCUAACUCCUGAUCAGGGACAAGAAGCUUCUUCAGAGAUACUGCCUAUCAAUUUUGAUGGACUGGCCAAGUCAGUCAAGGCGGGAGACACCAUUUUCGUUGGUCAAUACUUGUUCACAGGAAGUGAAACUACUUCUGUUUGGCUAGAGGUAGCGGAAGUUACAGGGCUGAAUGUUGUUUGUACUAUAAAAAAUUCAGCAACAUUAGCUGGGGCAUUGUUUACCUUGCAUGCAUCUCAAAUUCAUAUUGAUUUACCUACCCUCACUGAGAAAGACAAGGAGGUUAUAAGCACCUGGGGAGUAAAAAACAAAAUUGAUUUUCUAUCAUUGUCAUAUACUAGGCAUGCUGAAGAUGUUCGCCAGGCACGUGAAUUCCUUUCUACAUUAGGUGAUCUCAGCCAAACUCAAAUUUUUGCAAAGAUUGAAAAUGUUGAGGGAUUGACCCAUUUUGAUGAGAUUCUACAAGAAGCAGAUGGUAUUAUCCUUUCCCGUGGGAAUUUGGGCAUUGAUCUUCCACCAGAGAAGGUAUUUUACUUCCAAAAGUCCGCCCUUUACAAGUGUAAUAUGGCUGGGAAGCCUGCUGUGCUCACACGUGUUGUGGAUAGCAUGACCGACAACUUGAGACCAACUCGUGCGGAAGCCACAGAUGUUGCCAAUGCUGUUUUAGAUGGUAGUGAUGCAAUUCUUUUGGGUGCUGAGACUUUACGUGGGUUAUACCCUGUUGAGACUAUUUCUACAGUUGGCAAGAUUUGUGCAGAAGCUGAGAAAGUUUUCAAUCAAGACCUUUAUUUUAAAAGGACAGUGAAACAUGUUGGUGAACCCAUGACCCAUUUGGAAUCCAUAGCAUCCUCAGCGGUACGUGCAGCUAUUAAGGUGAAGGCUUCUGUUAUCAUUUGCUUCACUUCAUCUGGAAGGGCUGCAAGAUUGAUAGCAAAGUACAGGCCAACGAUGCCGGUUCUCUCCGUUGUGAUACCCAGACUUAAGACAAAUCAGCUAAAAUGGAGCUUUAGUGGAGCUUUUGAGGACCAACUACCAAUACAUUUGUGGGAAAGCUUAUUUACUUCUAAUGCAAGGCAAUCACUUAUUGUAAGAGGUCUCUUUCCCAUGCUCGCUGAUCCUCGACAUCCUGCUGAAUCAACCAGUGCCAGUAAUGAGUCUAUUCUGAAGGUAGCACUUGAUCAUGGAAAAACAUCAGGAGUCAUCAAGCCACAUGAUAGAGUUGUUAUUUGUCAGAAAGUUGGUGAUGCAUCUCUUGUUAAGAUUAUCGAGCUUGAAGAUUAAGUGAUUCACACCGUUAACGUCUUUUUGUCUUUUUGGUUGGUCAUCACCAAGUUUUGGCAGGAGCAGAUCAUUCUGCUUUCACGAUUUGAAGUUAUCUCCACUGGGUUUUGGUGGCUAGUUUUAUGUACUGAGAAUGAAUGUUGGGCUAAUUUGACUGGUUAUCAAUCAUAUUUAAAACCAAAGGGAGUAUGUCCUUGAAAUCAUACUUAAAAGCAAAGGGAGUAUUCCCUUGAUGUAAUUUUUUGGAACUGGAUUGGGUUGCAAUCCAAAUAGGAACCCAAUAGAUUGGGUACUUGAAUCGUUAGCUUGAAUUAAAUAUAGUAUUCAAAAUAAUCUUUAAAAACUGUGCAAACAACUCAAUCCCUUUUUUUCCAGUCUAUUUUGUUUAUUUUGUAUUUGUAUGAGGUCAAUUUGGAAGAAAGUUUAUUCAAUAUGUAUCGUCAAA
This is a messenger RNA of Lathyrus oleraceus (garden pea), 2309 nucleotides long. RefSeq names its product pyruvate kinase 1, cytosolic. Gene Ontology annotation, molecular function: magnesium ion binding; pyruvate kinase activity; potassium ion binding. NCBI's taxonomy places the organism in Eukaryota, Viridiplantae, Streptophyta, Magnoliopsida, Fabales, Fabaceae. Gene Ontology annotation, biological process: glycolytic process. Bases 236 to 1864 code for a protein of 542 amino acids. The record is from RefSeq and is a predicted model, not a curated record. The transcript has 17 exons.